UGAUGGCGGGGGCUGGUUCCGCCGCUGUGUCCGGGGCAGGGACCCCGGUGGCGGGGCCCGCAGGCCGCGACCUCUUUGCCGAGGGGCUCCUAGAGUUUCUGCGACCAGCUGUGCAGCAGCUCGACUCUCACGUCCACGCCGUGAGAGAGAGCCAGGUAGAGCUUCGGGAACAAAUUGACAACCUAGCUACUGAACUGUGCCGUAUAAAUGAGGAUCAGAAAGUGGCCCUAGAUCUCGACCCCUAUGUAAAGAAGCUGCUUAAUGCCCGGCGACGAGUUGUCUUGGUCAACAACAUUCUGCAGAAUGCCCAGGAGCGGCUGAGGCGGCUAAACCACAGUGUUGCCAAGGAAACAGCCCGUAGGAGAGCAAUGCUGGAUUCUGGAGUUUACCCCCCUGGCUCCCCAAGCAAGUAACAGAAGAUGGGCCUCAGAAUAGUACAAGUACUAUUUUCCAGCUGCCUCAUUUCUUUCAGGACACCCUAUAAACCUUGGGAUAUCAAGACAGUCCUAUGGAUUGUGUGUUUGAAGCACUUAAAAGUCUUACCCAUUUAUGGGGGGGCCAAAGAAACCUAUGUUGAGCAGGACUCAGGAUCCCAAAGGAUUUAUUCCAGCUCUUGCUUCCUUCCAAGAAUGAACUGAGACCUCCUACAUUUUUUUUAAAGGUACAUACUCAAGGCUCACUUCUACCUUCAAAUCUAGUUAACCAGGGAGGGGCUUCCUAUUAUAUAGCUGGUUGUUGGGGCCUGGGCAGCAUGUCCUCUACCUUUGACUUCUCAUUUUCCUGUUUAUACUGAAGUUUUGGAGAGGGCAAGCAAAGUCACCUAUCUACCCUCUUGUAGAUUUCACUGGCUUGAAUACAGCAGUCUUGCUAGAACCAUUUAAUUCAAUAAAUGCUUAAACAGUA
Molecule: messenger RNA, 903 nt
Organism: Miniopterus natalensis
Lineage: Eukaryota; Metazoa; Chordata; Mammalia; Chiroptera; Miniopteridae
Gene: SNAPIN
Product: SNAP associated protein
Biological process (GO): synaptic vesicle exocytosis; endosome to lysosome transport; regulation of synaptic vesicle exocytosis
Cellular component (GO): synaptic vesicle; BLOC-1 complex; BORC complex
Molecular function (GO): SNARE binding
Source: RefSeq, a predicted model, not a curated record